ACUACUUUUCCUUCCUAAACUCCUGUCUCCUGGACACAAGCCUUUCAGUGGGAUGCUAGGGGGAAAGAAAAUAAUAUGAGAAAAGUUAAGAGAGGUCCUAAGUGAUAUUUAGACAAGAGUGUAUAAUAUAUAACUAACAGACACAGCUGGAGAGUGUGACAGGGGCGCGCGCAUGACUUCAAGCUCAACAAAGGUAACUCAGUAACUGACAGCUGCGAAAGAGAGACACACGGUUAGAGAGACAGAGAGAGGGAGAGAGAGAGAUAGAGUGAGAGAGAGAAGGGAUGGCGGGGUGUUGUUUGUCCGCGGAGGAGAAGGAGCGCAGGAGGAUCAAUCAGGAGAUCGACAAGCAGCUCAAGAAAGAUAAGAAUGAUGCCAGGAGAGAGCUGAAGCUCCUGCUGCUGGGUACAGGUGAGAGUGGGAAGAGUACCUUCAUUAAACAGAUGCGCAUCAUUCAUGGCGCCGGCUACACCGAGGAAGACAGGAAAACUUUCACAAAGCUGGUGUUCCAGAAUAUCAUCACGGCCAUGCAGUCAAUGAUCAGAGCUAUGGAGGCGCUGUCAAUAUCACUCAGCAAUCCUGAGAACCAGACCCAUGCUGAUUUGAUGAUCGAGGUAGACGUCGAUAAGAUGAUGGAGUUGGAGGAAAGCUAUGUGGAAGCCAUCCGCUGCCUAUGGAAGGAUGCAGGCAUCAGUGAAUGCUACGACCGGCGUCGUGAAUACCAGCUAACUGACUCCGCCAAAUAUUACCUGAGUGAUCUGGAACGCAUUGCUGAUCCAGCUUAUGUCCCAACUGAGCAAGACAUCCUGAGGGUCCGAGUGCCCACCACUGGUAUCAUCGAGUACCCAUUUGACCUGGACAACGUCAUCUUCAGGAUGGUGGAUGUGGGAGGACAGAGGUCUGAGCGCAGAAAGUGGAUCCACUGCUUUGAGAACGUGACCUCCAUCAUCUUCCUGGUGGCAUUGAGCGAAUAUGACCAAGUCCUCGUUGAGUGCGAUAAUGAGAACCGUAUGGAAGAGAGCAAAGCCUUGUUCAAGACCAUCAUCACUUACCCAUGGUUCCAGCAGUCUUCAGUUAUCCUCUUCCUCAAUAAAACAGACAUCCUGAAGGAGAAGAUUGUCUAUUCCCACCUAGCAAAUUACUUCCCAGAGUACAAAGGCCCCCAGGGUGACCCCAAACCAGCACAAGAGUUUAUUCUGCAGAUGUACCAGGAGCAGAACCCAGACAAAGACAAGACCGUCUACUCUCACUUCACAUGCGCCACCGACACUGAGAACAUCCGUCUGAUCUUCGCCGCAGUGAAGGACACCAUCCUGAGAAGCAAUCUGAAAGAUUUCAAUCUAGUUUAAACCCGAGUUUUUAGAACCUUCUCACAAGAGCUUUCUUCACAUUAUCUCUCAGUCUCUAGUUCCAGGUGGUGAAAAGAACCUCUGAAUGGUUUAGGGGGAAGGACUGAAUUGGGAUUGGAGAUUCGGGGUUCACACUUGUCCAUGGCCUUAUUGUGAGUUUGAAGAAGCAGUUUUGUCUCUUUUGGAACUUCUUCUGAGGCUGUAACACACUAAAUAGGUUUAAAAACUAUACAUUUAUAAUUCAGAUGUAGCUGCAGAUGAUCGAGUUGUUGAAUAUAGUGGUGAUUUGGGCAGGAUGUUUAAAAACUUUCUGAAUAUCUGAAGUAAAGGCAGGAUUUUCUGAAUUUCCUUGCUCAUCUGAGAUUACUUGCUUGUUCUUUACUGUACAUGUACAGAAAUGCUUACAGAAGUGCAAAUAGUUUACAUUUGAAGCCAUAUGCACACCUAUAAAAAAACCUGUAGAGAGAAAAUGCCUUUACCAUGCUGCAACUUAACCGCACUUGCCUUAAGUCAACUGUAAGCUAUUUAUUUUAGUAAAAAAAAAAAAUCAAUGUAAAGUUCUUUCAAAUAUAACCUGUAUGUAUAAAUAAAAAUCAACCAUAUACUUUUCCUCCUCUCAUGAUGCAACUUUGGUCAUUGCUAUUAAGAAUGUUUUUGAGAAUGUCUGAGAAUGUAAAACCAAAAAAAGAUAUUUACUACCAUUUACGACCCUUUUGACGUAGGUAGUAAUGGCUUCGUGGUGUAUAAAAUGUGUAGUUACUGUAUUGUCAUAUUUACUUCCACAUAUUUAUCUUCUCUGUAUUUAAAGCUAAAUAAUUAUAAGAAUAUUUAGGAAAUACAUUGUACCCACAAACCUUACC
Clarias gariepinus (North African catfish) is the source of this 2209-nucleotide messenger RNA. It is a transcript of the gene gna14a, whose product is annotated as guanine nucleotide binding protein (G protein), alpha 14a. The transcript is spliced from 7 exons. Gene Ontology annotation, molecular function: guanyl nucleotide binding; GTPase activator activity; G protein-coupled receptor binding. The record is from RefSeq and is a predicted model, not a curated record. Gene Ontology annotation, cellular component: heterotrimeric G-protein complex. Bases 285 to 1349 code for a protein of 354 amino acids. Gene Ontology annotation, biological process: adenylate cyclase-modulating G protein-coupled receptor signaling pathway; action potential; phospholipase C-activating dopamine receptor signaling pathway. Lineage: Eukaryota; Metazoa; Chordata; Actinopteri; Siluriformes; Clariidae.